Linepithema humile (Argentine ant) is the source of this 3745-nucleotide messenger RNA. RefSeq names its product solute carrier family 41 member 3-like. Lineage: Eukaryota; Metazoa; Arthropoda; Insecta; Hymenoptera; Formicidae. The record is from RefSeq and is a predicted model, not a curated record. Gene Ontology annotation, molecular function: monoatomic cation transmembrane transporter activity. Gene Ontology annotation, cellular component: plasma membrane. Gene Ontology annotation, biological process: monoatomic cation transport.
CUUAGCGAUUCACCUUAGGAUCUGGCUCCCACUACGGCCGACGAGAUAGCGCACGUGCAUACAUUGACGAGGUAGACACACAAGCGCCCGAUGAGAACGAGAAGGAGGACUGACAAUCAAACUACGCUUUCUUUUAUCAGUCAAGUUGACUCGCGCGCGGCACGCAGGCACCUCCAUGCGCUCCGAAAAUCAAAAGUGGAAAAUUGGUUUUCUUCAUCAAUCGUAUAGUGUACUUAAUAACGCUGGAAGUCUUGACAAAGUGCUCGAACUUCUUGUGGAUCGCUUUACGCAAAUCGCGUAAAUCAUUUAAAAGGGCACGUGUAGAAUAUCGGAACCGUACAAUCGUGGUCGUGUACAAAUCGAGGCUGGAACUGUUGUCUAGACUGCUGAAACCAUUAUCAUUGUUAACGAAUAUUCCAAGAACGAGAGCUCUAUUAGUGAAUUUCGACACGCUGGCGCAGAUUCAAUGUGAGCUUCCUAUUUUUUAUAGGUCUAAACUUGCAGAAACAGGCAGAUCCGACGUGAGAUUAUCGCAGGUCGAUCCUAAGAUCUGCAAAACAACAUAUUACAAUAUCAUACAUCAGCACCGGAUUCGGUAUGGUCGCUUUUCCGGACUCGACGACUGAGCCGACAUUAUUAAACGGCACAGGUCUCACGCCACAUAAUAACCAGAAUGAUAAUCUAGCAGACGAUGCUAACGCCGGAAGAGUCAAAGAUCAGGCCUUCACUAUACCCCGUGUUACAAUGUCGGGCGGACAGGAUAACUACACGCUGAAAUUCGAUAGUGUAGACAAGAUCGACGAAAAAAAAUUGCACACGGACAACAUCAAUACGGAGCCUGUCGUUGUGAAAAAAGUUGCCGCGGGCCUGAAGACAAUUGGCGGCCAGAAAGAUACGAAAAAUAUGUCCAACGGUAAUGACGGAGGUGGGUCUCUAUCCAGCGGAAGCUCUAUAGUAACGAUCACAUCGGUUGCCGUCUCAGAUCCCGAUCCGGACUAUCCUAAUGGCUCAAAUGAAAAUAAGAAGGACAUCAGAAACGAAAAAUGGUAUUACACGAUUCUUCAAGUGUCGGUGCCCUUUUUCAUCGCUGGUAUGGGCACCAUUGGUGCUGGUCGUGUCCUUACCUAUGCGAAGGACCAGGUAGCGUUCAAAGAAGUUCCUCAAUUAUUAAUCCUGACUACGGCGCUGCAAGGUUUAAAGGGUAAUCUCGAUAUGUGUUUGGCGUCGCGUUUGUGUACUCAGGCAAAUUUAGGCAACAUGACGAACCGGCGAGAAAUUGUUAAGAUGAUCAUUGGAAACAUCGCCCUGGUGCAGAUUCAGGCGAUCGUCGCAGCCAUUUGUCUAUCGUUAUUCGGCAUGGGAGUAGGCACGCUCAAUGGAAACCGCUUCGUCUGGGAUGAUGCGCUGCUGCUCGCGGUAUCGUGCAUAUGCACGGCGACCAGUUCCUGCUUUAUCUUAGAUUUUGUUAUGAUAGCCGUAAUUAUGCUAUCUUAUCGGUACAAGAUGAACCCAGACAAUCUGGCGACUCCUUUAGCUGCAUCUAUCGGUGAUGUCGUGUCCAUCAGUUUACUUUCUUUUAUUGCAUCGAAAUUUCACUUGAAAUUAAACGAUAGCAUAUGGGUAUUAUAUGUUGUUUUCGCGGUCUUUUUGGUGCUCUUGCCAAUUUGGACUCUGAUAGUGCUGAAGAACAAAUAUACAAGAAGUGUAUUGAAGUCUGGUUGGAUUCCUAUCCUGUCUGCUCUUCUAAUCAGCGGCGGAGGCGGAUUAGUUCUUGAGAAAAUGAUCCAUGAAUAUCCCGGAUCUGAAGUUUUCCAACCAGUCAUCAAUGGAAUUGGCGGCAAUCUAGUGUCGGUGCAAGCAUCUCGAAUGUCAACUAUGUUACAUCAGUCCUCUAUCAUGGGAAUUCUGCCGCUUCAUGGCAAAAUCUGGGUGUUGCCGUGGUCUGCGCUUUUUGCAGGAUCACCGUAUGCUAAGACCGCCAGAUUGCUCAUUGCUAUGGUGAUCCCUGGUCAAUUGGUUUUUGUCUUUAUCGCCAAUGCCUUGAAUCCAGACUUGUCUUGUAAAAUACACGCGUAUUUCGUAGUCUCUUACUUAAUCGCUUCCAUGUUUCAGGUGAUGCUUCUGUUGUACGUCGCGCACAUAAUUAUACACGCAAUGUGGAGGUUCAAAAUCGAUCCUGACAACUCGGCUAUACCUUACUUAACAGCACUAGGCGAUCUCAGCGGAUCAUUACUGCUAGCAUUGGCCUUCUUCUUCAUACACUCAAUAUUUAGACCGUAUUGCGUUUUACCAUGAGUCUAUGUAAUAUAAACAUAGAUUUGAGUUAAAAUCAAGGUGGUUAUUAAGGUGGUUACAGUGCAAACAGCUUUUAAUGGUGGUUGAUUUUGUCAUGACGAGACGUUAGAAUAAGUUAAUCGAAUAUUUGCGUUGUCAAAAUAAUUAGAGUGCGCUGUUUCGUGGCGUUUAUUCUAAGUGACUCGCGAAACUGAGUGAGAAAUAACCGAACGACAGAAUUCUCAGAAAAAUAGGACAAGAUGUCAAUGAGAGAAAUACUCAAAUUAUGAAUAUACCUUUACCAUUAAAAAUAAUAUAAACCCAGCAACACGCAUGUUCUGAAAUCUUCAAGAUUUUAAAUAUCUUUUGAACGUCUUUCAGAUGUCUUUAAGACAUACAUACGUGUUGUCUGAGAAAAAGAGAAUAUCAGCAGUUUACUUGUAUAAAGAAAUGAUGCGUGUUAUUUAGGCAAAAUCUAUUAGUCAAGAUUAGUUCUAUUUGUAAAAAGCACAAUUUUUCAUUUUAUAUCGCAUGUUUAUUCGCUGGCAUGACUUUAUGCAAACACCCAGGAAGAAAUAUAGGUCGAAGAAACGUCUAUUAGAUGUUUAUAGACUUCUAUUAGAUGUCUAUUAGACGUUUCUUCGACCUGUAUUUCUCCCUGGAUUAGCAAAAGACUAGUUAAUUUAAUAGCAAACAAUACAAAAGUUCAAAGAAUAUAUAAAAAAAUGUCUCAAAAAGUUUCAAAUUUUUCAACAUUUAAACAUUCAAACGUUGCCAAGACGCUUGAAAGGUAAUUAUAAAUUUUUGAAACAUUCUUGAGAUGUUUUUUUUUGCGUUUUAGAUCAAUAUUUUUAGACACUUACGUUGUCUUGACGAAAGAUACGCGUCGCAACACUAGUAAGUAAGCAGGAAGCACGUUCGUGUUGCGACAUGUUUUAAUUUUAAGCGACAUGACUUUAAACGACAGCGAUCAUAAUUUACAAAAGCGUGGCCAUGAACGAAGCCGUGAAUAAACAAUUGCCGCGUUGCCAAGAAUCCGUAUAUCUUUAAAAGUCGCAGGAUAUUCGGCACGUUUAUCCUACCGCGACAAAUAAGACAAAUAAGACAUUAUUUAAUUGCGUAAUAAUAUAAUUGCAACGCAAUUGUAGUUUGAUUAAAACGUUGGCAGGAUGUUUAAGCACGCAGCAUUUUAAUCGCGUAUUAUUAAAGCAAACACGGAUUGUCGUUCUUCGUCGCUAUCUUACGUGUACUAUAUUUAAUUACGUAAAACAGUCAUCAGGACACGCGUUACGUAACAUGCUGCUCGGACAAUGCCGAGUAAUUAGUCUAUCAAUUAUUUGUCUUCAUACACGCGAGAAAUACGCGUUUUGAAUGUCCAUUUGUAAUAUGUUGAGCGUCGUAGUAAAAAUAUUUCACAUUGCCAAGUAAAUAUUUUGUCGAAAUUAUAUUUAAAUAUUAGUAAAUUUAGUAG